Letharia lupina is the source of this 618-nucleotide messenger RNA. RefSeq lists its product as uncharacterized. The record is from RefSeq and is a predicted model, not a curated record. The coding region runs from base 1 to 618 and encodes 205 amino acids. NCBI's taxonomy places the organism in Eukaryota, Fungi, Ascomycota, Lecanoromycetes, Lecanorales, Parmeliaceae. The transcript has 2 exons.
AUGACUCUUCGUCGAGAAUCUGCCGUUCACGUCCCUGAAGACGUUGAUCCGGUGAAGUACGCACCACUGCUUUGCGCUGGAGCUACCGUCUUCAACGGCAUCCGGCAAAUGAGUGUCAGGGCAGGAGAGCUGGUUGCAAUCCAAGGCAUCGGUGGUCUCGGUCAUCUGGCUGUUCAGUACGCUGCUCAGCUAGGUUACCGUGUCGAGAUUCCCUCACGAGGAAAGGAGAAAGAGUCGUUCGCCCUUCAAUUGGGAGCUUCAAGUUACAUCGACACAACAGACAGUGAUGGAACUACAGAGCUACAGGCUAUGGGUGGUGCGGCAUUGAUCGUCACAACAGCGCCCACUCCUGAGGCCAUAACGCCCUUGACCAAGGGCCUGAGAACUUCUCAUUCUGGGAGUAUGUUGUUCAACGAACUUUCUAUAUACGGUUGGCCUAGCGGAUCCAGCAUCGAUUCCAAGGAAGCUGUUUCAUUUGCCAAACACCAUGAUAUCAAUUGCAUGGUGACUGCCUAUCCGCUCUUGGAAGCCAACAAGGCCUUGGCCGAUACCAUGGCCGGCAAGGCUCGAUUUCGCGCUGUGCUGAAGAUGCAAGACAAAGGACAGAAGGAAACGUAG